Messenger RNA from Hibiscus syriacus, 572 nucleotides. Its product is annotated as zinc-finger homeodomain protein 10-like. Gene Ontology annotation, cellular component: nucleus. Gene Ontology annotation, molecular function: DNA-binding transcription factor activity; transcription cis-regulatory region binding. Gene Ontology annotation, biological process: regulation of DNA-templated transcription; regulation of developmental process. The transcript has a single exon. Lineage: Eukaryota; Viridiplantae; Streptophyta; Magnoliopsida; Malvales; Malvaceae. The coding region runs from base 1 to 495 and encodes 164 amino acids. The record is from RefSeq and is a predicted model, not a curated record.
AUGGAGAAAGAGUACCCAAGUGAUGUUUACAAGGAGUGCUUGAGAAACCAUGCAGCCACCCUCGGCAGCUACGCCACCGACGGCUGCGGCGAAUUCACGCUCGACAACACCUCUCUCUCAACCCUACAAUGCGCCGCAUGCGGUUGCCACCGCAAUUUCCACCACAAAGUCAGCUACAUGACCAGCAGGAGUCGAGGAGACCCAGAAAACACUGUAGAACGGAUCGAUUACGAAGGCGGCAGCCGAGGGACACGUCCCGUCAUGGCGGAGGGGCGAGACAGGAGCGGAAAGAAGCGAUUCCGGACGAAAUUCACAGCGGAACAGAAGGAGAAGAUAUUGGAAUUCGCGGAGAAGCUGGGGUGGAAGCUGCAAAGGAGAGAGGAGGAAGACGAAGUGGAGAAAUUUUGUAGAGGGAUUGGGGUGAGUAGGCAAGUGUUCAAGGUGUGGAUGCAUAACCAUAAGAACGCUUCCUCUGUGUCUACCUGCAAUGUAUGAUCUCUUUCAACUCCAUAGAAAAUCCGGGAUCUGAUCUGAUACUCUCAAUUUUUCUCUUUGUUUUUGUAGGUUUCCAU